GAUGUGACAUUCUGUUAUUCAUGCCAGUUAUUCUACCAAAAGAACUUCAACUAUAGGGGAGAGUCAUUUGCAACCCAAGGAAAUUCUAAUUGGAAAAAAAACUCUAGCAAAAUUCAGAAAGCAUGAGAAAAGUGAAAUGCAUUUGAAGUCAUUGCAGUUUUGGAAGAAAUACCAGUUUUGUGAUGAAGUUAUCGAUGAUAAUUUAUCUACUCAUUCAAAGCAAAUUGAGGGAAAUAAAAAGUACUUAAAACUUAUAAUUGAAAAUAUUUUAUUUCUUGGAAAGCAGUGUUUACUCUUCAGAAGAAAUGACCAGUCUAUUUCAUCUGUGAAUAAAGGCAAUUUUUUAGAAUUGCUAGAGAUUAGAGCAAAAGACAAAGGAGAACAAGUGUUUCGACUUAUGAAUUCACAACUUGACUUCUAUAAUAGUACACAAAUUCAAAGUGAUAUUGUUGAAAUAAUAAAGACUGAAAUGUUGCAGGAUAUUGUGAAUGAGAUCAAUGUCUCCUCAGCUUUUUCAAUAAUAUGUGAUGAGACAACUGAUAAUGCCAGUAAAGGACAGCUUUCAGUUUGUGUAAGGUACCCACAGAAAACAUCAAAGGCUGUCUUAAUUAAAGAAAGAUUCCUAGGUUUUGUUGAUAUUGAAGACAUGACUGGGUCCCUCUUACACAAGAGCAUCAAAAUUUAUCUGCAGCAAAUUGGAGUUGAUUUUAAUAAAAUAUCUGGCCAGGCCUAUGAUAGCACCACCAAUUUGAGGAUAAAGUUUAAUAAAAUUGCCGCAGAAUUCAAGAAGGAAGAGCCAAGAGCUUUAUACACACAUUGUUAUGCACAUUUUUUUGAGUUAGCAGUAAUUAGGUUUUGUAAAGAAGUAAAAGAACUCUGUGGUGCUCUAAAUACUCUCACUUCUUUGUUCAACAUUAUUCAUAUGUCUGGAGAAAUGUUGGCAAAUUUUCAAAACAUUUGUAAGGUAAGUCAGAAUAAAACAUGCAAAAAGCAUGCAUCACAGUCAUGUUGGAUAGUCCAUGAUUGCACAUUACUAUCUGUGAUCGAUGGUCUUCCAGAGAUUAUUGAAACACUGGAAUUUGAAUCAAGCCAUUCCUCAAACAUACGUUUGGCUGAUGAAAUGAGUGAUGUGUUGAGGUUGGUUUCCAAAUUUGAAUUUAUCUUUUGCUUGAAAUUUCUUUAUCGAGUGCUCAGUGUUACAGGAAUUCUUUCCAGAGAACUUCAAAGUGAAACCAUAGACAUUUUUUCUUUGUCUUCAAAAGUAGAAGCAAUUUUGGAAUGUUUAUCCUCUGAAAGAAAUGAUGAAUAUUUCAAAACUAUCUGGGAUGGGACAGAGGAAAUAUGUAAAAAAAUAACCAGUAAUGGUUUUGAAGUAGAAAAACCUUCUCUUAAAAAAAGAAGAAAAAUUCAGAAAACAGUAGAUCUUGGUAAUUCUGAUAAUAUGUUUUUUCCUACUUCAACAGAAGAACAAUAUAAAAUUAAUAUUUAUUACCAAGGAUUGGAUACUGUAUUACAAAAUUUAAAGUUGUGUUUUUCAGAUUUUGAUUAUUGCAAGAUGAAGCAAAUUUCAGAAUUACUAUUUAAAUGGAAUGAACCAUUAAAUGAAGCAACAGCCAAACACGUUCAAGAAUUUUAUAAGCUUGAUGCAGACAUUAUCGCUGAACUUAGAUUUUAUCGGCAAUAUGCAAAGCUCAACUUUGACAUAGAUUAUGAUUCCAUCAAUUUUGUUAGUCUUGGCUAUUUAUUUAUUCAGCAUGGUCUUUACAAUAAUAUUCCUUGCAUCUCCAAGCUUUUAUAUAUUGCUUUAUCUUGGCCAAUUACUUCAGCAAGUGCUGAAAACUUACUUUCUACACUGCCUCGUCUUAAAACAUAUUUAUUUCAUACCAUGGGACAAGAGAAGCUAAGUGGCCUGGCUCUAAUGGCCAUUGAGCAGGAACUGGUGAAUAAGCUGAUGGAGCCUGAAAGACUCAAUGGAAUUGUAGAAAAGUUUAUCAGUCAGAUAAAAGAUACAUAAUACUUCCUUAAAGAAGUUUGUAUUUCUGUUGGAGGUCUAGUGAAGUUUUGUUUGUUUGUAGCUGGGGCUUACUGUAUUGCCUGGGCUGAUCUUGAAUUUGUGAGAUAAAAUGCUCUACCCAUCUCAGCCUCCCAAGUAGCUGAGACUACAGACACAUGACCACUCUGCUGAGUUUGGAACACUAGUUUUUAUUUGAAAAUUAUGUCUCUCUUAAGAUGCAGCAAUUCACAUUUAAAACUUCAAAAGUUAGGGCUGGAGGCAUGACUCCAGUGGUAGAGCAACUGUCUAGGGUGGCAAAGCCCUGAGUUCAAACCCC
Castor canadensis (American beaver) is the source of this 2330-nucleotide messenger RNA. RefSeq names its product zinc finger MYM-type protein 1-like. The record is from RefSeq and is a predicted model, not a curated record. Lineage: Eukaryota; Metazoa; Chordata; Mammalia; Rodentia; Castoridae. Gene Ontology annotation, molecular function: protein dimerization activity.